Trachymyrmex cornetzi is the source of this 1342-nucleotide messenger RNA. RefSeq names its product olfaction protein geko (gene geko). Bases 592 to 1104 code for a protein of 170 amino acids. The record is from RefSeq and is a predicted model, not a curated record. Lineage: Eukaryota; Metazoa; Arthropoda; Insecta; Hymenoptera; Formicidae. The transcript is spliced from 3 exons.
UCUCGCGUAUAAGAAAUUGCAUACCUUCGAAAAUUCAGGUUAAGGCAAACUUACCGCUCCCGGAGCCACGGAGCGCGAUCGAUUGCACAUUUACGUAAUAAUACGUGAUCGUCGAAAGUGGCAGAGUCAUCGCCACGAAUCGACGUUUACUGCACAUUUACAUCAUUAGAUACAUAAUUUCACAGUUGCGAUGGAUAUCAUGUUCUCUGAUAAUACAUGCAACGAAUAAGGAAUUGGAAUAAUCUGGAAUAAUCAAAUGGAUUUCGAUAUAAUCAUGUCGCUUUCAUUUUAUACGUUAUUACGCACACACACAAAAGCACACACACACACAUAUAUAUGUGUAUACAAACGUAGGAAAGAAAACAAAAAUAGAUUUUUCUAUUCGUGCAUUUACGUAUGCAAAUUUAAUUAGUCUUUAAUUAAUCAACUGUGCUCGAUAUUUGAUACUUCUUUCAGAUGUAAUUCUCUACCUCAGUGGAUUCGUACAUUAUUACAUCAGACUUUGUGUCUGAUAAGACUGCCAGAGGAUUGACAAUAAAUUAGAAUCAUCUCUAGUCUGCCGUAACGUUCGCCUUAUUGAAAAAAAUCGACAUGGAUGCCAGUACGUUGCGGUUAGUAAUAUUUUUGGGCAUGUUUCUGGUUUUCGCCGGCGAUUAUAGCGCAUUGAUCGCUUCAAUUUUCGGUAACGCAACGGAGAGGAACAUAACUGAUGCUAUGAGAGAACCCGAGGCUCAGCUCAAAGGGCCUCCCCAUGAUAAGAUACCUGUUGUCGCGAAAAAAGACAUCGAUAGGAAUAACGUUGCCCUACGCCGUGCAAAGAUGAUGACAACGAUCAAAACUGCCUGCUUGCCGAAGCUAAUAUGCGAACUCACCAAGUCUGUUCACCAAGACCAACUAAGUGAAAUGGAGCGAUCUCUUUUAAAUCUUAUAAGAGAUACAAGUCUGAGCACAAUGGCGGAAGUACCAUCGAGAUAUCACUUCGCGGCUCACAUGGGUCAACUGAUUUCCGGUAUAGAAGGCCAAGGUUGUCAUAAUUUUUAUCCGACAUGUCCGUUGCCGGGUAUUAGAGUUCUGAACAUAAUGAAGAAGAUUCGUCUACGCUAAGGAACCAUGAUCACCGUCACUGUCGAAAUCGACGAUUUAAUUAAACCUGUGAUAUUGUGGAUACUUCGUUUUUGUUCGCACUCAGGAGUAUUAACAUCAUAAGAAUACAAUUUGCACAAUGAUAAAUCGCGUUUCUGGCGAUGCAACAUGUAAACGAUACUCAAGUUUUCGUGAUAAUAAUGUUAAUUACUGAGAGAGAGAAAAAAAUGACAAUAUUCUGUGACAUUUCGAAAUCUCG